This is a messenger RNA of Nezara viridula (southern green stink bug), 369 nucleotides long. The record is from the annotation of a GenBank genome assembly. Lineage: Eukaryota; Metazoa; Arthropoda; Insecta; Hemiptera; Pentatomidae.
AUGGUACACUUGGUAAAGUUGCGUUGUGCACAGUGUACUUACGCUUAUUCGAAUCUUCCAGAGCCUUCCGGAUUCGGAUUACCUCGUUUCCAUCCACACCUUUCAAGCCGGUGUCUUCCGAACCAAACCGCCUUCGCCUUUGGUAAGAGGAACCUAGGACUGAGUGACGGCCAAAUCAGUUGGCAUCAGAGGUCCUUACCAUUUCUAGGCACGGACCCACAACAGGUAAGGGGAUUCGUAUCUCAUCUCCGAUGGAUCUCAUGUAGGAGACGUGGUGGCCUCAUGAGGCCCCUGAGUAUGCGGGUCUCUUUCCUCCCCAUCGUCUCGCUUUUGGCCCUUCACUUUAUCACACCAAUCGUCGGUAAGUAA